AUGCGAGAUCCUUUUCCACCACCGCCUCCUUGGCUCGUCGACCUGACCAAACCAUACGCCGAAGCCCUGUAUCUCCCGUCGCUGCCCUACCACAUUCACGAAGUCCUAUUCGCAUUCAUCCUGUACCAGUCGACGCAAUCGCUGUUCUCACCCGUGCUCUCCAAUCUCUUCUUUCCCAACAUCUACCCUAAACUGACACGACGCACGCGAAUCAACUGGGAUGUGCACGUGGUGUCGCUGCUGCAGUCAUGUCUGAUCAAUGGACUCGCACUGUGGGUCAUGUUCAAUGAUGAGGAACGAUACGAUAUGCGGCACAGUGCCGUCGAGCGCGUGUAUGGAUAUACAGGCGCAUCCGGGUUGAUUCAGGCGCUGGCGACGGGCUAUUUCGUUUGGGAUAUUGUCGUCAGCACCCGUUAUGUCAAGAUCUUUGGUCCUGGCAUCUGGGCCCAUGCCAUUACCGCCUUGUCGGUCUUUUCCCUGGGCUUUCGCCCAUUCUGCAAUUACUACGGACCAGUGUUCAUCCUAUACGAAUUGUCGUCGCCCUUUCUGAAUAUCCAUUGGUUCUGUGACAAGCUGAAUAUGACGGGCUCGAAACUACAGUGGUACAACGGCAUGAUGCUGCUGGCAAUGUUCUUCAGCUGUCGACUACUCUGGGGCACGUAUCAAUCUCUUCGAGUUUAUCAGGAUGUAUGGCACACGAUGCAUUUGAACACCACAAUACCGGUAUAUCGCGAAUUGCACGAGUCGGCACACUCUUCCAUCUUUGCUCCGAGAGACGGGCAGCUGUGUUUGGGCCAGGAGAGCUGCAUCCUAGCUCAAACGGAGGUGAUGAAGUUUGCGGGUACACACACCCAGGCCAUCCCAGUGUGGCUCGCGGGAGUUUACCUGGUUUCGAACCUGGUUCUGAAUUCUCUCAACUUCUACUGGUUUGGAAAGAUGAUCGAAACAGUCCGCAAGAGGUUUGAGGACAAGCCUACAGAUGACUUCAAGCGGAAUCGGAGAGCCAGUAUGGUGGAGGAGAUGGCUACGGAGCUGGACCACGAAACCUUGUCGGGACCGAAGACUCCAAUCGAGGAGAAGGCGAACGCACUUGCAACGGGUAAUGCUGUGGCGAAUGACAAGGCUGGGGUCAAAAGGCGAUGA
Molecule: messenger RNA, 1143 nt
Organism: Exophiala bonariae
Lineage: Eukaryota; Fungi; Ascomycota; Eurotiomycetes; Chaetothyriales; Herpotrichiellaceae
Exons: 2
Coding region: 1-1143 (380 amino acids)
Biological process (GO): lipid homeostasis
Cellular component (GO): endoplasmic reticulum; membrane
Source: RefSeq, a predicted model, not a curated record